UAUUUGUUAUUUACUGCAGCCCUGGAAUCACAGCCCAUUGAAGUGGCAGCUUUAGGAAGACCUCUGUUUCCUGGUAUGCUGUAUGACUGCCGCAAGGAUACCUUCAUUCCAGGUGUCACUCUGUGGGAUAAGAAAUCAUUGAGUGAAGAUUUGGACAGCCGUCCACAGCCCAGGACAGAUUUGAAGUUCAGUAGCUCUGACUCUCUCUCUAGUAAGUCCAGUCUCCUGGAUGUAAGCGCUUCCCUGAAGGCCAGCUUCGUGGGAGGGCUGGUGGAGGUGGGAGGAUCUGCCAAGUUCCUGCGUGACACCAAAUCCUCAAACCAUCAGUCCAGAGUUACAAUGUAUUACAGUGAAACCUCCAGAUUUGAACAGCUCACUAUGACUCAGUUGGGCAAGAUCACCUACCCUCAGGUCUUUGACCAGAAAACUGCAACUCAUGUGGUCACAGGUGUACUAUACGGAGCUCAGGCAGUCAUGGUGUUUGAUCGAACAUUUUCAGAAGAUGAAGAUAAGCAGGAGAUUGAGGGAAAACUGAAUAUCAUGGUCAAGAAGAUUCCUCAAUAUUCCAUUGAGGGACAAGGAUCUGUAAAUAUGACAGAUGCUCAAAAGAAAGUGGCUGAGAAGACUGCCUGCACAUUUCAUGGUGACGUCCGCCUUGAUCAAAGUCCCACCACUUUCAUGGAGGCCCUAGAGGUGUACAAGAAGCUCCCCACUAUACUGAAGGAGAAUCCACAGAACGCAGUUCCAGUAAAAGUCUGGCUCUAUCCUCUUUCUCUACUGGAUACAAAAGCUGUUCAGUUGGAGAGAGAACUUAGCACACGUCUGGUUUCCAACACUGAAGAUAUAAUAGAGGGGCUGGGAGAAGUAGAAAGGACAUGCAAUGACCUGUCUAGAAAAACACUGGUAAAUGUUUUCAAAUACAUCACAGAGAGGCUCUGUUUAUUUCAGGGCUCUCUUAACAUUUACAAAAUAGUAUUUCUAAAAGCAGUGGCCAAGGUCUUGCCUGCUAUACGAGGAGGAGAGAUGGAGCAAAAUUCAUUGGAAGACAUCUUGAAGAUCCACUACAGCUCCCCUUUCAAUCAUGACAUGCUUAACCAGUGGUUAGAUCAUGCAAAGGCUGAACUUGACCUCUUGAGUUUUCAAACCAAGAUGCUGGAGAAAAUCAAAACUGAAAACUCAAACCGUCUCAAAAUCGACUUCCUUAAUCCUAAUAUUGAUGUUGUGGUGUGCUUGACCUUCACAUCUCUGAAAUAUGAAGACCCGUAUCUUUCAACCCUGAAGAAGUUUCUGGAAUCUGACGAGUUUAAAGAGCUAGAUGUGGUGAAAGUCCAGUCUAGCACGUUAGUAUCAGAAGAGUGGCACAACAAUCUUCGUGUCAUCUUAAAGAUGAGAGAGAACUUAUCUCUUUUCAAAAGUUUUUCAGAGGCUAAUAAAGAUGAAAAGAGGUAUCGAUUCAUUAUUUCUGCCAUCUCCGAUCCCUCCAGUCCAGGCUCCUCUAUCUAUCUGUAUGAAAAAGGGAAUCUGACAGACACACAGUUCCAGCCCGUGUCGAAGCCUCCCCCACCAGAAGUGAAGAAGGUCCUGGAGCGCAGUGUGUUACUGAAACUGCAGAAGUCCCCGACUGGAGAAACUGUGCAUUACAGAGUGGAGUACCAGCAGGUGAAAGCAGAUUCUGGCGCUGAGGAACAGUGGAUGAUCAUAAACACAGCUGAUGAAGACUUUACUCUGACUGGAUUGGAGUCUGGAAAGCAGUACUUGAUCCGCUACAGGAUAGUGGGUAAAGUGGGAGUGAGUGAAACCAGUGAUGCUAUCGGCCCCAUACGGUCUUCAGUCACUGUUCCCAAGACCAGGUGCGAGUUCCUUCAAUAUUACCAACAUUUCACUCUGGAUCCGAACACAGUGAAUAAACACCUCCGUCUGUCUGAGGAGAACAGAGUGAUUACUAACAUUCACCCAGAGAUUCAGUCGUAUCCUGAUCAUCCAGACAGAUUUAAUUAUUAUGUUCAUGUGUUGUGUAGAGAGAGUGUGAGUGGACUCUCUUACUGGGAGAUUGAGUGGAGUGGGAAUGAUGUGUCUAUAGCAGUGUCAUAUAAGAACAUCAGCAGGAAGGGAUCAGGUAAUGAGUGUGUGUUUGGACGUAAUGAUCAGUCCUGGAGUUUGUUCUGCUCUUCCUCCAGUUACUCAUUCAUACACAAUGACAUACAGACUGAACUCCCUGUAAAGCCCAUCAGCAGGAGAAUAGGAGUGUAUGUGGAUCACAGUGCAGGAACUCUGUCCUUCUACAGCGUCGACAGAGACACAAUGAGCCUCAUACACACAGUCCAGACCACAUUCACACACACACUCUAUCCUGGGUUAGGGGUUUAUACUGGAUCAUCAGUGAGACUGUUGAUGAAUGAGAAUAGACUGUAGAGAGAUUCUACCCAUAAUGCUUUGAGCUGCAUGAUAAAUCAGUAACAGUGAGAUGUUAUAGAGUCUCUUAUUUCUCUUUAUU
Molecule: messenger RNA, 2494 nt
Organism: Rhinichthys klamathensis goyatoka
Lineage: Eukaryota; Metazoa; Chordata; Actinopteri; Cypriniformes; Leuciscidae
Product: neoverrucotoxin subunit alpha-like
Exons: 4
Molecular function (GO): protein binding
Source: RefSeq, a predicted model, not a curated record